AUGGAACCAGGCAAUGGUACACAAAUUUCAGAGUUUGUUCUUCUGGGACUUUCACAGGCACUGGAACUGCAGCCCCUCAUAUUUGGGUUUUUCCUCUCCAUGUACCUGAUCACUGUGUUGGGAAACCUGCUCAUCAUCCUGGCCAUCAGCUCAGACUCCCACCUCUACACGCCCAUGUACUUUUUCCUCUCCAACCUGUCCUUGGUAGACAUCUGUUUCACCUCCACCACCGUCCCAAAGAUGCUGUGUAACAUUCAAACACAGAGCAAAGAAAUCACCUAUGAAGGCUGCAUUACCCAGAUGUAUUUUUUCAUACUUUUUGCUGGGUUGGACGAAUUUAUUCUGACAGUAAUGGCCUAUGACCGUUUUAUAGCUAUCUGCCACCCUCUUCAUUACAUGGUCAUCAUGAACCCCCGGCUCUGUGGACUGCUGGUUCUGGUUUCCUGGAUCAUGAGUGUCUUGCAUUCCUUGCUACAUAGCUUAAUGGUGUUGAGGCUGUCCUUCUGUUCAGACUUGGAAAUCCCCCACUUUUUCUGUGAAGUCAAUCAGAUGGUCCAACUUGCCUGUUCUGACACCUACCUUAACAACAUCCUGAUGUAUUCUUCAGCUGGGCUGUUGGCUGUUGGUCCCUUUGCUGGGAUCCUUUACUCUUACUCUAAGAUACUUUUCUCUAUAUGGGGAAUCCCAUCAGCUCAGGGGAAGUAUAAAGCAUUUUCUACCUGUGCGUCUCACCUCUCAGUUGUCUCCUUAUUUUAUGGUACGAGUCUAGGAGUUUAUCUCAGCUCUACUGCUACCCACAGUGCACACUCAAGUGCAACAGCCUCGGUGAUGUACACUGUGGUCACACCCAUGCUGAACCCUUUCAUCUACAGUCUCAGGAACAAGGACAUAAAAGGGUCCCUGAAAAGAUUUCUUGGCAGGUAA
This is a messenger RNA of Pipistrellus kuhlii (Kuhl's pipistrelle), 924 nucleotides long. RefSeq names its product olfactory receptor 7A10-like. Gene Ontology annotation, molecular function: olfactory receptor activity; G protein-coupled receptor activity. The record is from RefSeq and is a predicted model, not a curated record. Gene Ontology annotation, biological process: G protein-coupled receptor signaling pathway. NCBI's taxonomy places the organism in Eukaryota, Metazoa, Chordata, Mammalia, Chiroptera, Vespertilionidae. The coding region runs from base 1 to 924 and encodes 307 amino acids. The transcript has a single exon. Gene Ontology annotation, cellular component: membrane.